GUGCGGGUCGCUUUUCGUAGUCUCCGCGUUUAUAUCCGUAUAAAUCGGGAAUUUCGGGAAUUAAAUCAAAAAAGUAAAGUGAGGUGCAGUUGUGUAGUGAAAGUGUAAGUGAAAGUGUAGUGUUUAGUGCAAAAAAUGUGUUGGUUCCAGAGCGACAGCGGCGUUGGCGAUAUGGCAAAAGGCGAAAAUGGCUGAAGGCGAAAAUGGCAAAAGGCGAAAAAGUGAAGUGUAGUGCAGUGAAGUGAUGUGCAGUGUAGUGUUGUUGUUAUUAACUGAAAACUAACAAAAAAGAAAAGAAAAUGUGUGGGCUCAAAGGCGGCACCGGCGGCGGCGAAUUGGCAAAAUGGCGAAAAUGGCAGCAUGGCGUACAUGGCGUCGGCGAAUUGGAAAAAGGCGAAUAUGGCAGCUGUGCGUACAAUGAGUACAUGGCAGCGGCGAAUUAGUAAAAAGGCGAAUGUGGCAGCUUGGCAUACAAAGCGUACAUGGCGGCGGCGAAUUGGCAAAAAGGCGAAUAUGGCAGCUUGGCGAAAAAGUGAAGUGAUGUGCAGUGUAGUGUUGUUGUGACUGACUAAAAAUUAACAAAAAAAUGUGUGUUUAGUGUAAGCAAAUUUAUUGGCGGCGGCGAAUAGGCAAAAUGGUGAAAAAUGGAAGCAGCUCGGCGGAUAAAUGUUGGCGAAGAAUGCGGCUAAAUGGCAUAAAAGGCAUAUUAUAUUGUGCGUAAAUUCUUUUUUUCAUGUGUAAAAAUUAUUGCCUCAGUUCCAGCAAAAAUUGUGUAUGUGUGUGUAAAUUUGGCGCUAAGUUUGUCCCUUUCCCACUCCAGCAUAAAAUAGCGCAAUGAAGAAAGAGAGUGAAAAGUGAAAAAGGAACGCGAGUCCCAAGUGAAGUGAGUGAUAGGGUGAGGCAUUUCAAAUCUGCUGAUCUGACUCUCUCUCAUCUUGUGUGUUCACACGAACUUCCGUCCACUUAUGCCUCACCUUAAAUUAAUCUCAAAUGCGCGCUCGUAUUGGAAAUUUCGUGCGUUUCGUUUUCGGUUUGCGCUUUCGGUGCGGGUUCCGUCGGCGAAGUCGUCGUGCGGUGUCUCUCUUCUCUCUCUCGGAUUGUCAGAGCGAACUUUAUGUGCAGCGCAGCAAAAGAGCAGCGCGCAAGCAAAACUAACGGGACAAUAUCGAAUGCACUCUCUUCGAAUCGUCAGAGCGAACUUUAUGUGCGGCCACUAAGCAAAGUGUUUGCUUAGUGGCAGCACACAAGGAAAACUAACGGGACAAUGUCGACCUCCUGGCACACGGAAACUUUUGCUGAUGUUUCAAUUAAAUACAGUGCGUUCAGCGACAGACACCACAGAGCAAAACCCGGAGUAGUGGCAGCCCGAAAAUAGAAAUAGAACGAGAAAUAAAAAGAGAAAGGGAAGGACCCACUGCCAAAUAGAAGAGGAGCAAACACAAAUAGGGAAAAACGCGCACAGCAGACAGGAUAUGGCAUGUAAAUGUGACUGAGGUCUGUGUGUUUGUGUGGGGGUGUGUACUGUACAGUGGAGCACGCUUAAUAGGAGAAGCAAAUAGCAACGAGCUCAUGGAAAAUAAAUAUAAAUAAGCAGACGACAGAGCGAGCCAGGACAAGAAAAGCAAUUGGUUGACGCUUUCCCUCGUUGGCGGUCAAGGGAAAAUUUAUUGCAUUGCACAAAUGAGACAAGAGGAAAACGCAAACGAAGCAAAAGCAAACACAGAUAGAGCCAGUGGGAGAGGUACAGUUAGAGGAAUAGGGGAAAAAAUAGGAAAAAUAACCAAAUAUUCCGCAACAAAUUGAAAAAUUAAAGUUUCACCCAAGACGAAGCUUGUUCGUUGGAAAUAGAACGACAAAAACAUAUAGAGAAAGUGGAAGACAGUGUGAAAAGUAUAGAAAAAGAAGGUUAAUGCAACAACACCAUGGAUGCCCCACAAUAUAAACGUUGCCAUCUCAUUCUCGCCUGGAUUCUUCUACAACUCUGCUACGAAGCCGCGGAAUGCCUGACAAUGACCGAAAUCAAAAUACCCAAGCACAUAAUGCGGCACGAGGAUGCCGCGCUCGGUUGCAAGUUUGAUCUGGAUGGAGAGUCGUUAUACUCCGUUAAAUGGUACAAAGAUGGCUUCGAGUUCUAUCGCUAUGUGCCGAGGGAUAUGCCGCCGGGGCAGGUCUUUCCCCUGCCAGGAGUUGAUGUUGAGUUGCAAAAUUCCACGGACGUGGUUGUUGUUUUACGUUCGGUUAGCCUUCAGUCGACUGGACGGUAUCGCUGCGAAGUGUCCGGCGAGGCGCCUUCGUUUCAGACAGUUUCCGGUCACGAGGACAUGAUUGUUGUGGUGACACCAAAGCAUGGACCACAGAUCACCGGCGGACAGCCACGCUACCAAAUUGGCGACAUGGUGCGCGUCAACUGUACCUCGGCGGCCUCCAAGCCCGUUUGCCAUCUCAGUUGGCUGAUUAACGGGAUGCACGCGAAUCGCUCCCUGCUGCGUCCCUACGAACCGCUGAUUGUGGGCCGCGAGGGUCUGGAGGUGGCACGACUGGGGCUAGAGUUUCGCGUCCGCGGAUGACAUUUCAAGCACGGCGACAUGAAGCUGAAGUGUGUCGCCAAAAUCUCCUCCGUGUAUUGGCAGAGCAACGAGGAGAGCGUGGAGAGUGACAAGCACCAGAGAAUACCCGUUCUCGAGUCACGGGAGACGGUCAUGUCCAAGUCCCGCCAGUCGCUGGACAAGUCCCAGUCCACCCUGGAAGACAAACAACUGAAGAAGAGUCGACGCCCCGCAGCGGCCACAUCAGCGGCGGCAAGUGCCGCCUCCUCCAGUGCGGCAGCAGCAUCAUCAUCAGUUUGGGGCACGGUAGCGGGCUCAUCUGCGUUCUGGUCACGCAUAUUAGCUUCCAAAUCAAUUGCACGCAUCUCCCUCUACGCGCUGCCAGUCUUAAUAGCAUUUCUGUGUAGCCUUCCCACGACCAUUCAGGGGAGCGGCUGCUGCUCCUGCCUUUGGAGAUGGACUUGCAACAGGAGGAUGGCCGGCAGCAGGCGGCUGUCGACCCAAUUAAACAUGGACGCUGUUCCACGAAGAUAACAAUUAACAAAGAUGUUGGUCAAUAGAGAUGAUGAGGAGGAGGUGGAGGAGGCAAAGCAUCCAUUGUUUGAUUUGAAAAUCCCAUCAAGUUCUUUGUAAAUAUUGAAUUUACAUCAAGUAUACGCCGCAUAUUGGUCCUGCUUCAUGUGUGUCUGUACAUAUCUAUAAAUAAUUAUUAGAUGGAGUCUAUUUAUAGCAUAGAAUGUCGUUGUUCCUCUUUGGGCUUUCCGCUUCUUAGCUCCUAAGAAAAAUGCUCAAAGUUGUUUGCUAAGAAAUACAAAAACAGAAAAACAAACAAAAUAAAAGUGAAGAAAACAAUUAAAGAAAAAACAGAAAUAAAUAUCUAAAAUUAAGACAGAAAAGUACGUAUGCUUAACAUAUAUUGUAUAGACAUUUUAAGCCCAAGUAAGUAGCCAAAACGAUUAGAGUCUAAGGAAUACCAAUAUUUAAUCAUUUCAUAGUCUAAGCACAUCCUUUGGAUGAAGAAAGAAAAUAAUCCUAGUGUAUUUGUGUUAGAAAUAAUGAUCUUAAAAGUUGAUCCAAACUAAAGCUUAAAAUAUAGGCAAGGUAGAACUGGAAUAGUUGGAGAAUAUAAUACAAAGCGGUGUAUAAAAUUAAUUUAAAAUCCUUGUACAGGCGUACAAAAAUAAUUAAAACAUGAAUCGAUAUUUAUUAUUUUCCUUGCUUUUUGUAUUGCUUUCCAGGAAAUAUAAAGUUCGCAUUUUUCAUUGCUUAACUGUAGGAAUCCAAGAAAUAAAAGUAGCAUAAGAUUGUAUAUAUUUUAAGGAUAGUUUUCUUGAUACGUUUUGAAAGUAAAGUAAACCUUAAGAGCUAGAGAUGGAUGUGUGUCGAAUAAUUGUAAAAUGUAAUUAGUUUUCGCAGACGACACUCUUCCUUCUCUAAUACCAAAAUACCAGCUAUUGACCGUGCAAAAGCUAUGUAAUUGUAAUGCUAGGCAAAAAGAAAAACUCCUCACUCACCCUCUGCCAUUCAUCGAUUUCACUGAACUUAUACGUAUGACGCACACCUUAAGGCAUAUCUCUAUAUGUGUAACCCUCCCUCUUGUAUGAUGAAACCAAUUGUUAAAUGUUAAUAGGCUAAGUGCAUAACUAGUGAAAUUAUAUUCAAAUCCAUAGAGAACUUAAGCCAAAACCCUGUGUAGCAGUGUAAAUCAUACGGAUAAUGAAUGUUAUUAAGUCUUUAAAGAAAUAAAGAAUGCAACAACAAACAAAAAAACAAAAAC
Molecule: messenger RNA, 4323 nt
Organism: Drosophila subobscura
Lineage: Eukaryota; Metazoa; Arthropoda; Insecta; Diptera; Drosophilidae
Gene: beat-IIIb
Exons: 8
Source: RefSeq, a predicted model, not a curated record